CAAUAAUUUAAUUCCAACCCCAACCACAAUCGGAAGAGAAAUUCCGCCCAAACCCCCAAAAAGGGGCAGAGGAAGCUCUUUUGGUGUUGAUUUUGAUCGAUUUAGCCGAUUUUGUUGAUGGGUUCUUGCCAUUCGUCUCUAAAAGGGCGGCAGAGCAGAGGCGGCGCUGAUUCUGCCGCGGCGGCGGAAUCCCCAAUAGCUUCUACAAUCAACUCAUUUUCUUCUGCUUCUUCGUUUUUGUACUCUAAGACCAGUAAGCCGCGUUGGUGGAAGAGCAAUUCCACUAAAACUUUUGGCGUUGGGGUUUGUUCAGAGAAGGUUCAUGAAUUUGAGGUUCCGGGGCGGAUUUGUUCAAAUGGGUCAUCGAGAAUCGCUUGUUUGUAUACGCAACAGGGGAAGAAAGGGGUUAAUCAAGAUGCCAUGGUUGUGCAUGAGGCUUUCGGUUCGAAAAGAGAUACAAUAUUUUGUGGGGUAUUUGAUGGACAUGGUCCUUUCGGACAUAUGGUUGCGAAAAAAGUUCGGGAUACCCUUCCUCUAAUCCUAUGUACACAAUGGACAUCUAAAUCAAACGAAGAUCAAAGCAGUGUCGUUAAGACGAACCAUUCCAGAAGUUCAAAUUCUGAAAAUUCUGUUGCUCUGGACGGCGAUGAAGAUUCUUACAAGUCACUGGAGGCCGAGGAAAACGAAAAAUUCCCCAAGAUGUUUCUGCCACUCAAAGUAUCUUUACUGAAGUCCUUCAAAUUAAUGGAUAAGGAGUUGAAACUGCAUCCGAAAAUUGAUUGUUUUUGCAGUGGAUCGACGGCUGUGACUCUAAUAAAGCAGGGUCAGAACCUUAUACUUGGAAAUGUCGGUGACUCGAGAGCGGUGCUGGCUACAAUAGACGACGAUAACUCUUUGAUUCCAGUUCAACUAACGGUGGACUUGAAACCCGACCUUCCUGCUGAAGCUGCUAGGAUCCAGCAAUGCAAAGGACGGGUCUUCGCUUUACAGGACGAGCCUGAAGUUGCACGAGUAUGGUUGCCUAAUAACGAUUCACCUGGUUUGGCAAUGGCGAGAGCUUUCGGAGACUUUUGUCUGAAGGAUUUCGGUCUAAUUUCUGUUCCCGACGUUUAUUAUCGUCACCUUACGGCGAGAGAUCAGUUCGUAAUUCUUGCCACUGAUGGGGUUUGGGAUGUUCUUUCGAAUAAAGAAGCUAUUGAAAUUGUUGCUUCAGCCCCAUCUCGCGAAACAUCAGCCAGGGCUCUUGUCGACUGCGCCGUUCGUGCAUGGAGGUUGAAAUAUCCUACAUCCAAGAACGACGAUUGUGCUGUUGUAUGUCUCUUUCUCGAGUACGAGCCUGAAAUAGAAGAAAACACAGCCACUAAACCAGUGGAAGAAGAUCUAGCCCCGCCGAGCGAGGACACGAAAGAUAUUGAAGUCGAUUCUAACGAUCAUGGCACGAUUGGAAGCUCUAAUGAGAUUGUACCUGUCGACGACACAACAGACGAGAAGGUUGGAGGUGGUGGUCGAAACCCGUCGAAGAGAAGCUUAGCGGAGUGCAUUUCGAAUGAAGAGGAGGAAUGGUCAGCAUUGGAGGGUGUUACGAGAGUGAAUAGUCUCCUAAGCCUUCCGAGGUUCCUGUCGGGUGACAAAAGGUCAGGCAGCUGGAGGAAGUGGCUAUGAGGUUUGUCUUUUUCAUGUCAUUUUUAUUGGUCAUAUUUCUUGUGGAUAUAACAUUUUCAUUUUCAGUGCUCUCUUGCAAAUAAAAGAAAAUUUGUAUUUGGAACAAAAGAUCUGUAGUAUUGUUUAUAAUCUCAAUUUGGAGGCAGAAAGGUUUGUUUUUCAAA
Cucurbita moschata (crookneck pumpkin) is the source of this 1826-nucleotide messenger RNA. Its product is annotated as probable protein phosphatase 2C 6. Gene Ontology annotation, molecular function: protein serine/threonine phosphatase activity. The record is from RefSeq and is a predicted model, not a curated record. Gene Ontology annotation, biological process: protein dephosphorylation. NCBI's taxonomy places the organism in Eukaryota, Viridiplantae, Streptophyta, Magnoliopsida, Cucurbitales, Cucurbitaceae. The transcript has 5 exons. The coding region runs from base 118 to 1662 and encodes 514 amino acids.